Puntigrus tetrazona (Sumatra barb) is the source of this 2836-nucleotide messenger RNA. It is a transcript of the gene il15l, whose product is annotated as interleukin 15, like. The transcript is spliced from 5 exons. Gene Ontology annotation, molecular function: cytokine receptor binding; cytokine activity. Bases 821 to 1303 code for a protein of 160 amino acids. Gene Ontology annotation, biological process: positive regulation of cytokine production; positive regulation of T cell proliferation; immune response. NCBI's taxonomy places the organism in Eukaryota, Metazoa, Chordata, Actinopteri, Cypriniformes, Cyprinidae. Gene Ontology annotation, cellular component: extracellular region. The record is from RefSeq and is a predicted model, not a curated record.
GUAAAAAAGAAAGUAGUUCUUAGCAUAAUGAAAAAUCCGAGAACUGCAUUUGCAGACGAAUAACAUAUGGGCCUAUAGAUAAAGCCGCAUUGGAGUUCAGUGGUGCAUGUCAGCUAACAGAUUAUUUAUCUAAGUCGGAACCCUAUUUUUUUAGGGCAGCAAUUAUCGGUGUACACUUUAAGAGGACGAACGCAGUUUUUAAUAAUAUAACUCCUGUAAGGCUCAACGUGACCAGCAUGGAAUCAUUGACGCGUUACGUUUAAUUGGGUGCUUAAGAACGACGUGCAUUACAACUUGUCGAGUGAACCGAGUGUACACUUUCAGUUUCAGUGGCUCGUCAAGCGCAGUUGUUCGUUUGACUCGCGAGGGCAUCACAGUCCAGCCCAAUCACGCAGCUGCAUAAAACAACCAUUGAGCGCCACUCGCUCGGUCGAUGUUCUGCGCCGCGAGGCUCGUGAAGGCGGACGCAGCCUGCUCUCGUAAAGUCUUCUCAGCUGGAAAUGGACGGAGACUCGGAUCUCGGCGUUUUAUUAUCGCUCUGCUUUUCCUUGGAGUUGAGGCAGAUGAAAUCAAAGCGACCUAUUCUGCAUGAUGAUUAGGAGUGAAUGUACAAUUCUGUCUGCGGACGACGUAAACUACUCUUUCCAGAAAUGUUUGAUGAGCUUACAGGCAGAGUUUUUCUUCAGCCAUGUGCUCUAUAUUGUGUAUCUACUAAAAAAAAUGAAACCCUAGGAAGGGGAAAAUGUAGCCACUCAAAGAGCCCCAACUCUUCCCAGGCCUGACGCCAAAUGUGUUGGUGAGGGAAAGCUGGAUAUUUGAUAUGAGGACAGAUUUACUCUACUAUUCCAUGCAUUUUACUUCAUUAUUUCUAUAUUUGCUGAUCAUGUUGACAAGACAGUUCAAGUGUCAAUUAGUAUGCAGCAAGGAAAGUGUGGAGAUUGUGAAAAUGAUCACAAGGGAGCUGGGCAAAGCGAAAUAUGAUGGAAUGCUGUACACUCCAACUCUAGCAGAUUUUGAGAACUGCUCCAGCUCCACGCUUAUGUGCUUUGCACUGGAAGUGAAUGUUUUGUUUGUUGAAAUCCAGAGUAGGGAAAAUUAUCAGUUUGAGCGCCUACCAAGGAUCCUCAAGGUGCUGACAAAUAAGGACAAAAUGGAGCCAUGUCCAGACUGUGAGUUCUAUCGAGAAGAAACACCAGCGACUUUUCUGGGAACCUUACAAACUGUUUUACAACGGAUGAAUGCUGAGAAAAGCUGUGCUCCUGUAACACCGGGCCAGCAGAGCAAGCUCUCACCUCUGCUCUGAUCGUCUUCGCUCCCUCUGCUUCCUUACCAGCCACUUUCUGUUUGGCGCCCAUAAACAGGGCCUUACCAAAUGGAAGACGUGAAGUAUCUUUUGCUGUUGCCAACUACACAGAUCGUUUUCCCUGUUUUGGUCUUGAUAAGUCUUGAUGGCAUGUUCAUGCCAUUGCCAUAACCUUUUUAAUUUGGAUUGCCCUCUUAGAUUUUGUCCUUGGACUGUUGCCUUUAAUAAAAGCUCAGAUGCUUGUCUGAGUCCUGCCGUUACAGCUCCAAAGAAGAACAAGACACAUUUAGAGACCUUUAUGACGAAAAAAAAAAUAAACAUGAUCUAAAGGAGCAGAUUCAUGUGGAUUUGUGAAGCAAUUCUGGAUAAGCUUCUGAAAAACAGACACCAUAUAUUAAGCUACAAUACGUAUCCUUCUGUACAUAACCAUGCAAAUAGAUUUUUAUUAAAUAAAUGACUUUUAUGGAAUAUUUGUUACAAUAGUCUGUUUUGACAACAAAUUAAACCCAUGGGCAAUUUUGCUGACCAUUAGCUUUCCUAUAAAUUAUAACUGUGUAGCUAAUGUUACAAGUUUUUCGUUUGAGAAUUGCAGUAAUAUAUUACAUUGAACGAAAGAAUUACUGUCAUUAGAAUUGUGUACUAGAGUUAGAAUUGUGUAAUAUAUCUAAACUGAAGUUUUAACUGGUCAAAGGAACCAGGGUCAAAAAAUGUGAUAAGACAAGUUUAUUAAACAAAUGUCGAUAUUUUGCUACAUGCCAUGUUGAGUUAUCAAAUUGACAAUAAUAAGUGUUACACAUUAUUGACUAUUUAAUGAAUGUUGCAAUAUUGGUAAAUGAAGUUAUACUCUCUCACUGCUCUGUAAUUUUGGAAAGGAAAUAGCACUUAUGAAAGAAAACCAAAACCAAAAAAAUCCAAAACCAAAACUAUGCUCUGCUUUUACAAUAUUGACAACCAUGUCCUUCGAUUUUGGUAGAUUUUUAUCUCAAUGAUUAUCAUGAAAAUGUUUGGAUGUAUUAUACCAUUGUUUUACUUUAUGACAUGAAAGGGUUUUGACAGCCUUUUUUAGUUUUAUAGCAAUAAAAAUCACAAUUAUUCAAAAUGUGCCAUAAAUUACAAGAUUUAUGCUAAUGUGCUAAACAUAUUUCUUUCAUUUUUUAAUAAUUAAAAAGUUCAAUUAUUAACAAAUUAUGUUGUAUCACAGUGAAUUGUAUGAAAAAAGUACUAAACCUUCUGUAUUAUCUGUAAUUUUUUUCGUUUUACUGUAACAACAAGGAACUACAUUGAAAUAGCCUACAGUAACUUAAAGUAAAGUGUAAAAACAAUAACACCUCUUUUUUAUUGAAAGUAUACAUAAGAAAACAGUAGGAAAACAAGGGACAUAUAGAUGUUUUGUAGUCGUUUUGUAUUGUAUGGUUAAGCUUAAAUAGAUAUUUUAGAUUGGAUAAAAAGUAUUUCACUGUUUCAAUUGUACCAUUUACGUGCUGCUGCCAAGGGUUCAAUAAAGAUUCAAUAAAAGCUUUGCUGAUUCCUCUA